Messenger RNA from Panicum virgatum (switchgrass), 1064 nucleotides. Its product is annotated as peroxygenase-like. Bases 36 to 854 code for a protein of 272 amino acids. Gene Ontology annotation, molecular function: monooxygenase activity; calcium ion binding. The record is from RefSeq and is a predicted model, not a curated record. Lineage: Eukaryota; Viridiplantae; Streptophyta; Magnoliopsida; Poales; Poaceae. The transcript has 7 exons.
UUCGUUUCAUCACACACCCACGCGCGCCGGCGCGCAUGACUCUGCAGCUCGUCUCGAGCCUCCCCACGCGGUGCUCCCGUCUCGCCGUUCCCCACCUCCGAAGGCCCUGCGGCAAGGUCGGUCCGCGAGCGAGCAUGUCGUCGUCCUUCUCGUCGGUGCCGGCGGAGGACGCGUCCAUGGAGACGGUGGCGCCCCACGCGCCCGUCACCCGGGAGCGGAGGCUUAACCCCAGCCUGCAGGAGCAGCUUCCCAAGCCAUAUCUCGCGCGGGCUCUGGAGGCGGUGGACCCGAGCCACCCGCAGGGGACGAGGGGACGCGACCCCCGCGGCCUGACCGUGCUUCAGCAGCACGCCGCCUUCUUCGACCGCAACGGCGACGGCAUCAUCUACCCCUGGGAGACGUUUCAAGGCCUCCGUGCAAUAGGCUGCGGGCUCCCGGUAUCGUUCUUCGGCUCUAUACUGAUCAACCUCCUCCUCACUUUUCCCACUCAGCAGGGAUGGUUACCUUCCCCUUUGCUCCCCAUCCAUAUCAAGAACAUCCACAAGGGUAAGCACGGGAGCGAUUCUGAAUCCUAUGAUACUGAAGGGAGGUUUGAUCCAUCAAAGUUCGAUGCUAUAUUUAGCAAGUAUGGCCGAACGCAUCCGGAUGCUUUGACGUUAGGCGAGGUGUUCUCCAUGCUUAAAGGAAACCGCAAUAUAUAUGAUUUUGUUGGCUGGGUGUCUGCAGCCGGUGAAUGGCUGUUACUCUACAGUGUGGCAAAGGAUAAGGAUGGCCUGUUGCAGCGAGAGACUGUCCGAGGCGCUUUCGAUGGAAGCCUAUUUGAGCGACUGCAAGAAAACAAGAAAUCCUCCUGAGUGUUGAAUGAGCCCAAUGGAUUGUUCAGCCCAAGAAAAAGGGCUGAGAGUACAAAGCUGGAACUUCGCCAUUGGGCUGUAGAUGUAAUUAUAGAAAAUAAGAAACGCUAAAGCAUUGUAGAAAAGAACUCCUAUCUUUGAAAUAAGGAGAAUCCUACAGGGAGAGCCCUCUCGAUUUAAGAUUAAAUCGAGAGCCCUCCAACUUACCUC